AUGGAUAUCUCCCAUUCUAUCCAUUCAGAGGUGACCUCGUUGUCCUUCUCAUUCCUCUCAUCAGACGAUGUGAAAGCCAUAUCAGUCAAAAAGCUGGACAACCCAAUACUGCUGGAUAACCUGAAUUUGCCAACGAGAGGAGGAUUAUAUGAUCCUAAAUUAGGACCCAUGAGCGCUCGGGAUGUCUGUGAAACAUGUCACCUAUCAUAUUUUGCUUGUCCGGGUCAUUUCGGUCAUAUCGAACUUCCCACUCCUGUCUUUCACCCUCUUUUCAUGAAUCAAUGUUAUGGAUUACUACGGACAGUCUGUUUGUUCUGUCAUCACUUUAAGAUGCCUGAGCUCAUCCUCGCUUCAUACGUCGCUCGUAUAAGACUUCUUGAUGCUGGUCUUUUGACUGAAUCACACGAAGUUGCUUCAAUAUUCGCCAAAGCAAUGGGGACUUCUACUUCUCGGGAUGAUGAACCUAAUGAUGAUGAAGAAGAAAUCGCUGGUGGCGGUGGUGGACCUAAGACCAUCACAAAAGAGAAUGCUGCAGAGUUGAUAGUCAGAGUAGACGCAUACGUAUCAGCAACACUCGAAGCAGCCAAAAAAGCAAGUAAUGGAAGUACGAGAGAUUCGUAUAAAGAUGGCCUGGUUUUCGAGGAAAGGAAAAGGCUUCUAGCUGAAUUCUCAAAGAAGAACUGGGGUAAAUGUACUCGAUGUGCUGCCUACGCUUAUACUUUCCGAAAGGAGAAAGCGGUCAAAAUCAUCGAGUAUGAUCUCUCACUAAAGCACAAACAAGCUAAUAAAAUGGCAAACCUGAAAAAACGAGAUGUACUUGCUAUCAGCAACAAGUUUUCCAAGCAUCGACGAUCUGCUGAUCCACAAGAUAUCGAUGAAGGUAUAGAGAUGGACAGUGAUAGAAGUAGUGCAGAGGAAGACAACGCGAUGGAUGUAGAUGAAGAUGAUGAAUCUUCCGAAGAUAUCGGAAACGAACAGGAUGAAGAAGGUCAAGAAGAGAUCGCACGAGCAGUAGCUAAAACCGCAAGUGGACAAGUGAAAGGUGCUAGAGGAAGGAAUGAAAGAGUCAUGUCUGCCGCAGAAGUUCGAGCUCAUCUUCGAUUACUUUUUGCUAAAGAACCUGAAAUCUGUAAACUUCUUUAUGGAAGACAUGGUGGACCUUCUCCUCAACAAGUUGUCUCUGGUCCUUUGGCAGAUAUGUUCUUCAUGGAUGUUAUCCCUGUCACACCAACACGUUUCAGACCUCCUGCAAAAAUGGGAGAUGAACUAUUCGAAAACUCGCAAAAUUCCCUUCUAUCAGCUGUCAUCACUACUGCUGUUCGAAUACAGGAACACAAUGGACGAUUGAUCGAACAAGCUAAAGUGGAGAAGGGAGAAGCAGUCCUAGAAGCUGUUGCGAAAGUUGACGCUGCUCGAGCAUUCGAAAAGUUGCUUGAAGCUUUAAUCAAGUUGCAACAUGAUGUCAACAGUUUCAUGGAUAGUACAAAGAAUCCAGCCAUGAUGAGACAAGGACAACUACCACCACAAGGUGUCAAACAGUUAUUGGAGAAGAAAGAGGGUCUAUUCAGGAAGCAUAUGAUGGGUAAACGAGUAAACUACGCUGCUCGGUCUGUCAUUUCACCAGAUAUCAACAUUGAAACGAAUGAAAUUGGUAUCCCCCCUGUUUUCGCCAAAAAGCUAACAUACCCGGAACCUGUCACUGAACAAAAUGUGCACUAUUUGAGACAAUUAGUGAUAAAUGGUCCUAAAGUUCAUCCUGGUGCAGCUUUGGUGCAGAAUGAGGAUGGAACCCAAAUCUCACUGGAUCGAACAACCCUCGAACAGCGAACUGCCAUCGCCAACCAACUGCUUACACCUCAAGGUGACGAUCAUGGAAUUGGAAGUAGCACUGGGCCACCUAAGAAGAACAAAAAGGUAUAUCGACAUAUUCAAGAUGGCGAUGUAGUCAUUCUGAAUCGACAACCAACAUUGCAUAAACCCAGUAUGAUGGUUCACACCGUUAAGGUAUUACUAGGUGAAAAGACCAUUCGGAUGCACUAUGCCAAUUGUAACUCUUACAAUGCUGAUUUCGAUGGUGACGAAAUGAACAUUCAUUUCCCUCAAAACGAAGUCGCUCGAGCUGAAGCUAAAUUCAUCGCCAAUACCGAUAAUCAAUAUCUCGUACCUACAUCUGGUAAUCCCCUUCGAGGUUUGAUUCAAGAUCACGUUGUUGCUGGUGUAUGGAUGUGUAACAAGUCGUCCUUCUUCACAAGAGAACAAUAUUUCCAACUUAUAUACGGUGCUCUUCGAACAGAAGACAACUACACAGGUCGAGAUCGAAUCGUUACUUUACCUCCGGCAAUCUUCAAACCUCGACCUUUGUGGACCGGUAAACAAAUCAUGUCUACAAUAUUGGCAAAUCUUACCCCACUCAAUGCAAAAGGUUUGAAUCUGACUUCGAAGAAUAAAGUGCAGAACAAGCUAUGGGCAAGAGACGAUUCGUCUGAUCCAACAAUGUCAGAAGAGAACGUUAUCUUCCUUGAUGGUCAUUUGAUAUGUGGUGUUUUAGAUAAAUCACAAUAUGGUGCUUCAGCUUAUGGUCUCGUACAUUCCGUUCAUGAAUUAUACGGUCCUUAUAUCGCCAAUCGACUUCUUGGGGUUCUCAGUAGAUUGUUGACGAAAUACCUUCAACAUAAUGCUUUCUCAUGUAGGAUGGAUGACUUGAUAUUGACUGCCGAAGGUGAAAAGAUAAGGAAAGAUAUCUUGGAUAAAGCUUCCGGAGAUGGUGCCACCGCUGCGAUGAAGUAUGUCGGACUUCCAGAAGGAUCAAAAAUUGAAGAUAUUGAAACCGCCAAAAAUCUCACAAUCCGAUUAGAAGAAAUUCUCCGUGAUGACCAUCUAAUGGCUGGUCUUGACGCCGUCAUGCAAUCUGCUUUCAACAAAACUACUUCCAAGAUCAAUAACGACGUCCUUCCCGAUCACUUGGUCCGACCUUUCCCUGACAAUAAUAUGCAAAUGAUGACUAUUUCCGGUGCCAAAGGUUCCAAAGUCAAUGCUUCCCAGAUCUCAACUCUGUUAGGUCAACAAGCAUUGGAAGGUAGACGUGUACCGACAAUGGUAUCUGGUAAAACACUACCCGCAUUCAAACCUUUCGAUACCACAGCUAGAGCGGGUGGAUAUGUCGCCAAUCGAUUCUUGACUGGUAUCCGACCUCAAGAAUAUUAUUUCCAUUGUAUGGCUGGAAGAGAAGGUUUGAUUGAUACCGCUGUCAAAACCAGUCGAUCCGGUUAUUUACAGCGUUGUCUCAUCAAACAUCUCGAAGGUGUGCGAGUACACUACGAUCACACUGUCAGAGAUAGUGAUUCUUCAGUCUUACAAUUCAUGUACGGUGAAGAUUCCCUUGAUGUCACCAAACAGAAACAUUUGGAACAUUUCGACUUUGCAGCUAGAAAUCAUACUUCUUUAGUGAACAAAAUCCGACCGAGAGAUGUCGACGGAAAGGUAAAUGAUAUAGCUAUCGGACAUAUGAAGAAAGCUUUGAAGAAACCUCGCAAAUACGAUCCUGCAUUAUCUCUGUUUGCUCCAUCAAGACACAUAGGAUCAAUGUCUGAAGAAUAUGCCAAGAAAUUGAAUCAAUAUAUCGAUGACAACAAAUUCGGAUACAUAUCGAAAAAAGGAGAACACAAAUCAAGUCCAUUCGCAAGUGAGAGAAUCCCAGAUAAAGAAUUCUUGGGUUUGGCAAGAGCUAGAUAUAUGAGAAGUUUAGUUGAACCUGGAGAAGCAGUUGGUUUACUUGCUUCUCAAGGUGUUGGAGAACCUUCGACGCAGAUGACUUUGAACACUUUCCAUUUAGCUGGUCACGGUGCAGCAAAUGUCACCCUCGGUAUCCCUCGUUUAAGAGAAAUCGUCAUGACUGCUUCAGCAAAACCUACCACACCAACAAUGAAAUUACCCCUUCGAGAAACGAUUUCUGAUCGUGAUACUGAAACUUUCAUCAAACAAGUUUCUCGAUUAACUUUAUCUCAAGUUGUUGAACGAGUAACUGUCACCGAGAGAUUGUCAUCCAAAUCCUCCGAAUCAAGUGGUACAAGACAACGAAAGUACACCGUCUUGAUUGAAUUCUACCCGCCAGAAGAAUAUGCACCUGAACACGAAAUCACUCCUGAACAAUUACAUGAAGCGUUGGCAUUCAGCUUCGCGCCUCGAUUGAAGAAGGAGAUCUUGGGUGAAAUGAGGAAUGUAGCCAAAUCCGCUCAACAAGAUUUACAAGUUGGUAAAGGAUUGAAAGUUAAGAUUGGUGGAGAUGAUUUAGCUGAUGAAGAAGCUGAAAAUGGAACUGGAGCAGAUGUGGAUGGUGAAGGAAAUGCCAAAAGACGUGGGAGGGAUGAUGAAUUAGACGAUGAUGAUGAAGAUUCAUAUCAAUUGAAAAGAACUCAACAAUCAAGACAACAUGAAUAUGAAGAAGAUUCACAAGCAGAUUCAGGUAUAGCAGAUUUAGAAGAUUUCGUCGAAAAAGAAUUGAACAACGGAGAAGGUGAUGAUGAUGAUGGAGAUGAAGAUGGAGAUAUAAACACCGAAGACGCGAUUGAAAAAGCACGAAAAAACCAAAAAGCGGAUGAUCUGGCUGAAUUGUUCAAAUUAGGUAGUAAAUACGCUACUACUUUUAGCUUUGAUGACCAUUCUGGAAAAUCUGCUCAAUUCGAUUUAGAAUUCCCUGCAAAUGCUCCUAAACUGUUGUUGGUCGAUUUGAUCGAAAGAACUUGUCGUGCAGCUGUAGUUCAUGAAAUAACAAAUAUUGGAAGAUGUAUGAAGAUCUUCUCUGACAAAGGAGAGUUUACUCGAACACUCAUAACGGAAGGAUCCAAUCUCCGAGGCAUGUGGGCAUUGGCCGAUGAACUCGUCAACCUUGAUAAUCUUGCUUCCAACGAUAUUUACGCCAUCUUGACCACAUACGGAGUAGAAGCUGCCAGAAGAGCCAUCAUAGAUGAAAUCAGUAGUGUUUUCGGUGCUUAUGGAAUCGCAGUUGAUUAUAGACAUUUAACAAUCAUAGCAGAUUACAUGACACACGCAGGUGGAUAUAGACCAUUUAACCGGACUGGUAUAGCAGCAAAAUCAUCCCCUCUCUUAAAAGCUUCUUUCGAAACUACAGUAGCUUUCUUAUCUGAAGCCACCCUUCAUGGUGAUUUCGAUGAUCUAACUUCUCCAGCGGCUAAAAUAGUAUUGGGUAAACCAAGUUCAAGUGGUACUGGUGCUUUCGAUAUUAGAGCUCCCACAAGGAUUGCUUAG
This is a messenger RNA of Kwoniella shivajii, 5265 nucleotides long. RefSeq lists its product as uncharacterized. Gene Ontology annotation, cellular component: RNA polymerase I complex. Gene Ontology annotation, biological process: DNA-templated transcription. The record is from RefSeq and is a predicted model, not a curated record. The transcript is spliced from 9 exons. Bases 1 to 5265 code for a protein of 1754 amino acids. Gene Ontology annotation, molecular function: DNA binding. NCBI's taxonomy places the organism in Eukaryota, Fungi, Basidiomycota, Tremellomycetes, Tremellales, Cryptococcaceae.